Messenger RNA from Pungitius pungitius (ninespine stickleback), 583 nucleotides. Its product is annotated as zinc finger BED domain-containing protein 4-like. Bases 122 to 583 code for a protein of 153 amino acids. NCBI's taxonomy places the organism in Eukaryota, Metazoa, Chordata, Actinopteri, Perciformes, Gasterosteidae. The transcript has 2 exons. The record is from RefSeq and is a predicted model, not a curated record.
CGAACGCGACUUGACACUCUGGGGUCCACACAAAGUCAACUUUAGGGCUAAGCAACCUGGUUAACGGUUCGACCACAGACGAGAAGUUCCUACAGAGAAGCUCAAGGCCACACAGCAACAGAUGGGACAGGAGCAAUUACGUCUAAAGCAGGAUGUGGUCACAAGGUGGAAUUCAACAUUCUACAUGUUGAAAAGAAUUCUAGAGGUCAAAGAUCCUGUCAUCUCCACCCUGGCACUUGUGAAUGCGUCUCUGCCAACAUUGUCCCUAGAGGAAUGGGAAAUUAUUAAAGAAACCGUGGAUAUUGUCAAGCCCUUUGAGGAGGUCACAACUGAAGUGAGCGCUGAGAGGUAUGUGACUGCCUCCAAAGUAAUUUUAAUGGCCAGAGGCCUUCAGAGGAUUGUUGCCCGCAAUCAAAGGAACCCCUCCAUUCAUAAACCUGUAAACGACCUCGUGGACAGCCUGAUGACAGAAAUGUUGAAGAGGUUCAGUAAAGUGUUGAGAAGCUUGCUGAUGCUACCUGCUUGGACCCGAGGUUCAAAAAGCAAGCCUUUGUCAACAGCAAAGCAGCAGACGAGGCAGUGA